Rotaria sordida is the source of this 300-nucleotide messenger RNA. The record is from the annotation of a GenBank genome assembly. NCBI's taxonomy places the organism in Eukaryota, Metazoa, Rotifera, Eurotatoria, Philodinida, Philodinidae.
AUGUAUGAAGGACAUUCAAGUGUUCAUUCAAACACUAAUACUGUUGAUGAUGAUGAUGAACAACUCUUAACAUUGACAACAUUUGAUUCACAACAUGAAACAAUUUUAAUAAAUACUUUAAAUGAAUCAGUUGUGGAUAUUAAUUCAACUAAUGAAGAAAAAUUAUAUAAAAAACCUGUGUUAGAUGAAAUUCAAGUAGAACCACCUGUAACAGACACCUUUCGAUGUUCAAAUAUAUAUGCACGUUAUAUUAUUGCUGCAUGGGCUUUCUUUGGCUUCUUUUGUCUUUUUGCUAUGUGA